CGCGCAGCUGCAUCACCGGCGACGGCGGCGAUGGCACGGAGGAGAAAGACGGACGCCCCGCCGCGGCUGGACGAGGCAGAUCGCACGCUCUACUCCACCUUCUGCGGCGCCGCCAACUCCCUCUCCCAGCUCUACGCGCAGGCCAUGGCCCAGCAGAAGCUCAACUUCCAUGCCGGCGAGCGCCACGCCUUAGAAAAGCUCUACCAGUGGAUCUUGAGGAAGCACGAUGAAGAGGCUAGGCUCACUGUGGCUGAAAUAAUGUCUCAUAUCCAGCAUGAGAUAGACUAUGUAGGUACUGAUGCACAUGUCUCCCCAAGAGUACCUCAGCAUCCUCAGAUUGCAAAUCCAUUCGCCAAUUCAGUUGUCCCACCUGGAACUGGUUUGUAUGGGCAAUCAGCAGCUGGGUUUGCUCCUAGACCCAGUGUCACUGACCAGUCGAAGAAUACAAUAUUCUCUAAUGCCUUAUCAAGCCCAGUGCGCAGGAGUCUCCAGAACUCUCAUACCACUCAAGGUGCUGGCAAUGGAGGCCGGAAUGCAGAAGCAAACUUAGCAGGUGCAAAUAGAGAGGCCAAUUCUACAAGCUCCAACGACACUUCUAUGGAUAUGGUUUCAGACACGAAUGAAUUCUACCAGUGAUUUGCAGUAAGAUGCUUCUGCAAUCAAGCAGCAUCGCAUGCCAGUGUUUUUUUUGGGCCUUUCCUUUCGUUGAGGUUUUCACAUAAACUCUCACCAUUAUGUGAGCAAUGUAGUUGUAUAUCCGGUGAUUCUGGUUUGUUCAAGUUGGUAUUUAAGUUGAAACGUGUUGGGCAUGCUUUAUUCCCCACAAUGUGUUCGUGAGUUCAAAUAUUAUGAAUGUACAUGCAGAUUGCGUUGUGAU
Messenger RNA from Zea mays, 877 nucleotides. RefSeq lists its product as uncharacterized. The record is from RefSeq and is marked predicted. The transcript has 3 exons. NCBI's taxonomy places the organism in Eukaryota, Viridiplantae, Streptophyta, Magnoliopsida, Poales, Poaceae. The coding region runs from base 31 to 636 and encodes 201 amino acids.